Molecule: messenger RNA, 3037 nt
Organism: Amaranthus tricolor (Joseph's coat)
Lineage: Eukaryota; Viridiplantae; Streptophyta; Magnoliopsida; Caryophyllales; Amaranthaceae
Product: ESCRT-related protein CHMP1-like
Exons: 2
Coding region: 126-740 (204 amino acids)
Biological process (GO): endosome transport via multivesicular body sorting pathway; protein transport; late endosome to vacuole transport
Cellular component (GO): ESCRT III complex; multivesicular body
Source: RefSeq, a predicted model, not a curated record
GUGACAAGUCUCACCAAUGAAUCUCGCAAUUCUCAUUUCGUUGUCUCAGACACCCCCUCAAUAAAUUUCAUUCAUUAUCCCUAACCCUAUUUCUCGAUUUCCUCAAUAAUUUCUAUCUCUGCAAGAUGGGUAACACCGAAAAGCUAAUGAACCAGAUCAUAGAGCUAAAAUUAACCUCAAAAUCACUCCAACGGCAAGCUCGAAAGUGCGAGAAAGACGAGAAAUCGGAAAAACUCAAAAUCAAGAAAGCAAUCGAGAAAGGAAACGUAGAUGGAUCUCGAACUUACGCUGAAAAUGCAAUUCGUAAGCGUACUGAACAAAUGAAUUACCUUCGUCUCGCUUCUCGUCUCGAUGCGGUUGUUUCUCGACUAGAUACUCAAGCGAAGAUGCAAACAAUUGGAAAAUCCAUGGGGUCGAUUGUAAAAUCAAUUGAAUCAUCUUUGAAUUCUAGUAAUUUGCAGAAGAUGUCGGAAACUAUGGAUCAAUUUGAGAAGCAAUUUGUGAAUAUGGAGGUGCAAGCUGAAUUUGUAGAGAAUUCAAUGGCUGGAAGUACUUCGCUUUCAACUCCGGAAACGGAGGUUAAUAGCUUGAUGCAGCAGGUUGCGGAUGAUUAUGGUUUGGAAGUUUCUGUGAGUUUGCCUCAAGCUGCGGCACAUGCGAUUGCUGCUCCAAAGGUGACGGAGAAGGGUAAUGAGGAUGAUCUUUCUAGGAGGCUUGCCGAACUUAAAUCUCUAGGUUGAAGUUCGAGGUUGCACCAAGACAGAUUCAAGGGCGAAAACGUGUACAUGGAUGGAAAACGAAAAUCAAAAAGAAAGAAUGGAGCUUGUUACAGCAUAUUAUUAAGUGAGGUAACCAAAUGGGAUGUAGCAGAUCAGACAGCGUAUUAUUGGGUUCCUGUGCUGCAUAACCUUUAAGGCUUUAAGGUAUAGUACUAUAUUUCUGUUUAUAUUGGGUAGCCCUCUAAAGUGGAUAUGUCACUGAUUAGAUUAGCACAAAGUCACUGAUGGUGGACAUGGGGGGAGCUAUAUCCCCGUCAUAUCAUGAGUUCUUUUCAUCUUGACGUUUGAUGUGAUUGCAAUUAAUUGGAUCUUAUUAACUUGGCCUCACAAUUCCAAUUUUGAAUAGAUGACACAUGCACUCGGCCACUAUGUUAUUCUUGGUUCAAAAUUUCUUUGGAUGAGAUCGUAAUAGAUGUUGUUUAAAUGUGUUUUUUGGCAUGUUCAUUGUCGAUAGAGCCGAAUAGAUUACCUAAUCAAAUUAUUUGUGCAUCUUAGUUAUUUAUAUGAAGUUGCCGAUGAUGUUUUGCAGUUCAUGAUCAAUUCUAGACAAUUUGUUAUUAUAAGGAUCAAAAUGUUGUGACGGAAAACCGACAAAUUAAUGUAAAAAAAUAAGUGAGUAACAGAAUCAAUUGAUUGAAUGUUUUCACCAAAUUAAUUGAUUGAAAAGAGUUUGUUCAAGAUAAGUAUUCAUGGGUCCUGAUGUCCAUCGACUUGUUCUCGACUACUGAUAUGAUUGAAUCGUACUCCUAUGUUUUAUUGAAAGAUAUUAUUUGUUACUACCUGCGGUUUCUUUACUUCGCUUUCCUAUAAUGCGAUGGGGACUAUGCAUGGUUUGGUGUUACUUGUAAGUAGGGUAGCUACCAUAUUUUUUUGCGAGUGUGAAAGGUGAGACUUUUUUGAUUUUGAAUCUUUUGUUUGUUUGGAGGGACAGGAAGAUGUUGCACAAAUUUUGAAGUAAAGCAAUAAGUUUCGUGAUAUUACACAAAUGGUAAAGAAAAUUUCAAGAUUUAUGCUUAUGCAAACAAACAAAGACUAAGAGGAAAUAUUUGUGGGUACAUAUGUAUGCAAGUGGAGAAGCAUCUUACUAUUCCCUGCUUAUGCAAAUCCAGUCAUCAAUAAUAGCCAAUAUGAAAUGUCAACCCCUUUUUUAAUAAAAAAAAUCAGGGGCAUGACUGGAGUAAUUCUUAGGGAAGGCUGAAUGGGUGAAACUAAUUUUUUCUGUAAAUGGUGAGAGUUGAGAUUUUAUCAAUAGGGUGAAAGGAAAAAACUUUUAACAAUUAGGUUAAUACAUGAUUUUGUUUCUUUCGGUAAUGAAAAAGGAGUGUAUUUGAUGCAUUAUUGAAGUAUUUUCAUCAUGAAAUCAAGAAAUAUUGAGUAUGAGAAAUUGUCCUUCACAUUUUAUAUUACGAUUCAUUUCUUGAAUCUAUAAUAAAUAUAUCCCCUUUGUGGGUGAGCCGUCGAAAAAUCUCAGCCUUGAGUAAGGGAAUGCAAUACUUGUCUAAAAUCAAAUGAGGGCCUUAACGCUGAAUCCCCAAUAAUUUGAUAUUUAUCCGAUCUUGUAAUCGAACUUGACUUGACCUGACUUCAAAAUGAAUUCAAAAUUAUGUAAAAAUCAAUGUGCAAAUAAGAUCCGAUUUUAAUCGACUUGUAACACGUGACUUGAAAUCAAAACUAAACUGGGAAUUUGAUAGCUGUUAGUUGAUAUCCUUCGUUAUUUUCCAAGAGAUAUCUGGAUAUUUGGAGAGUACUAUUUUUGAACUUUAAAUAAGUAGAGCAGCGCUAUUAGGCAAUUGCUUGUUGAGUUGUACGAAAGUGUCAUCAUAAAUGAUAAAUGGCCUUGCUCAGUUACUCUUAUGAUCGGGCCUAUGUAGUUUCGAUUCGUCUAAUACUCUAAUCCUCUAUGAUGUACAAAAUUCGAAUAGAUGCUACGGUACUUGUCGCAGAUAUUGGAUAAGGUAAGGCAUUGAAAUGGCUGCUUUCAAGACAUUGUACAAAGAGCAUUGAGUGUGUGCAAAGUUCAAGCGACCAAAUGUAAGACACUAAAACGAACUAGAAAUGUCAACUAAUGUUAUAAGCCAAAGUUUCAUUUAGUCUCUUUGUCUAUCAAAUUUGCUUAAAAGUAAUAGUGGUAUUUUAUAGGAAAGUGAGAGAAAUGUGCGCAUAGGACAAAAAAAUAAAGUUAAAUGUAUGGAUUAAAAUUAAACAAUUAUUUGUGUUAUAACCAAAAAUAAAAAUGAGAAAACUUGAUGAAACGAAUU